Molecule: messenger RNA, 1085 nt
Organism: Phragmites australis (common reed)
Lineage: Eukaryota; Viridiplantae; Streptophyta; Magnoliopsida; Poales; Poaceae
Product: NAC domain-containing protein 104-like
Exons: 3
Coding region: 95-697 (200 amino acids)
Biological process (GO): regulation of DNA-templated transcription; system development
Molecular function (GO): DNA binding
Source: RefSeq, a predicted model, not a curated record
CCAUCACAUUAAGCAAGCACUCCUCCUUCCGUCUUCCUCAUAGACUUCCACCUACUUCGAGUCUAUCUACAUCCAGCUUGCACCUCAGCUCACCAUGGGUGGAGCUUCUAACCUUCCUCCUGGCUUCCACUUCUUCCCUUCAGAUGAAGAGCUCGUCAUCCAUUUCCUCCGCCGCAAAGCGUCCCUCCUCCCAUGCCAGCCAGACGUCGUCCCUACAGUACUUCUGAAUCACCAUGAUCCAUGGGAACUGAAUGGCAAAGCACUUCAAGCAGGUAACCAGUGGUACUUCUUCAGUCAUGCAACAAAAAGUAGGGUCACACCAAAUGGGUACUGGAGUUCUAUUUGUGCCGACGAGAUGGUAAGCAGCGGCGGCUGUAAUGUCGGCCUGAAGAAAUCACUUGUCUUCUCCAUUGGAGAGCUCUCUGAAGGCAUCGAAACCAACUGGAUCAUGCAUGAGUAUCACUUAUGGGAUGGGAGCAGGGGGAGUAGCAGUAGCGCUUCAAGUAGUUCAGGCAGGAGGUUGCACAAGAAAGGUCACUCAGAUACAGAGUCCAAUAACUGGGUGAUAUGCCGAGUGUUUAAUUCGAGCUGCGGAUCACAAGUGAGCUUCCACGAGGAGGGCAUGGAGCUUUCAUGCUUAGAUGAGGUGUUCCUAUCCCUUGACGACUAUGAUGAAGUCGAUCAGUUUGCCGAAUAAAUAGAGCCCUUAAAUUAUGAGCAGAUCGAACUCAUAGUAGGCCCUGAACCUAUGAAACCAUUUGAUGAUGAUUCUAGCACGAAAAGUUACAUUCCAAAAGAUCGAAUGAUUUUAUAGGUAGCCUAAACCACUGCGUCUAGACCACAUGUAGUAAUUCUCCUCCGAGGCGCAUGUUACAAACUUGAGUUAGUUUUCUAUAACUAUGGCAUUAGUGUGAAUAAUCCCCUCUAUUAAAAGGUUACUUAAUUUUCUUGAGCAUUUUCAUGGUUUGUUCUACAUGAUGGAGCACAUGUUCUGGAUAAUCGCUGUAAGGAAGAUAACAUGGUUGGAGCUUGCUCAAGCAUAUCAUCCAUGAAGUAAGCACCAAAAGGCUAUGUGUGUGUGUGUC